Exophiala dermatitidis NIH/UT8656 is the source of this 1887-nucleotide messenger RNA. RefSeq names its product cytochrome P450, family 7, subfamily B (oxysterol 7-alpha-hydroxylase). Gene Ontology annotation, molecular function: oxidoreductase activity, acting on paired donors, with incorporation or reduction of molecular oxygen; iron ion binding; steroid hydroxylase activity. NCBI's taxonomy places the organism in Eukaryota, Fungi, Ascomycota, Eurotiomycetes, Chaetothyriales, Herpotrichiellaceae. The record is from RefSeq and is a predicted model, not a curated record. The transcript has 2 exons. Bases 1 to 1887 code for a protein of 628 amino acids.
AUGGACUUGGGCGAGAUAUGGACAAAGUUGGAUAUGUUAUAUGAACAUUGGUGCACAGCUAUCCGUCAGCAGCAAUGGUUCCAAUCAUUAAUGCAAUCUACGCCAUUGAACCGGUCGACAGCAGGAUGGUUGCUGGCUGACCUUAGGUUUCCCACCAAGUCACUCAAUAACCUCCAUCUGGCGUCGACCACUGCAGACCAUAUCUCAGCCCGGCCAACCCUCUACCUGAUCUCGAGCAUACCAUUGCUGAUCAUUUUAAUAUGCCUCUCAACAUGGCUAAUUACCACCAUCCAAUUCUGGCGUACCGUGUCCAGAUCCAAGAAGCAAGCAGCCCGAGCAUCGGCAGAUGUAAAGCCCAUCGCGCCGCCUCUUCUGCCAUACGCGAUUCCUUGGUUAGGCAGCGCCAUGAGCUUUCUGAACGAAGACCCAGGCUCGUUCUGGAAAAUGCUGCAAAAGAAACUGCAAGAUACGGACGCCAAGAUCCCGAUCUGUACCAUUCUUCUUGGAGGACAAAAGGCUCAUGUGGUCAAUUCGGCGACAGCUGUGCAGGCCUUGUUCAAGAGCAAACAGGUCUCGCGUGACCUGUUCAACCAUCAACUCGCAACCCAGGCACUAGGCGCGUCCGAGUACGAUGCCGAGCUGAUGUUUCCACCCAGCAGGCCGACAGAAGAUUUGGACGACCACAAAAAAAGAAACGAUCGAACAGAAAAGAUGGAAGCACUCAACCACGAAUUCCUGCUGAGUCAGUCGGCGGUCAACUCGUUAACCACCAAGUUCAUGGAUUGUCUCCAUUCCGUCCUCGAUCGGGCCGAUAUCGACCACGAAUGGAAAACCAUUGAUUUGUUCAGUUGGUGGAAAAAAGCCAUGUUUGAGGCUUCCACAACAGCCGUCCUGGGAAGUACCAUACUGCAAGAAAAUCCAGAUCUUGCGGAACAAUUCUGGCAAUAUGAAGCUGGCCUUCUGGCCAGAUUCUAUGGUCUGCCGAGAUUGGUCAAACCGGAUGCCUACUCCUGUAUGGACGUGAUGCUCAACAGGACACAAGAGUGGCUGCAAAGGGGCCUUACUCAACACCAUAUGAUGCCUCCGGAAGAGCCGGACUGGGAGCCACACUUUGAAUCCAAGGUUGUCAGAGCCAGACAUAGACUAUACCAGGAGUUUGGGCUGAAACCCAGAGGCAGGGCCGCCUUUGACCUGGGUUUCCUAUUCGCGCUUCAAGCAAAUGCCAUUCCGUCCACUUGCUGGUUGUUAGCCCACCUUCUGUCACCAGUCACACCUCAUGACGUCCUCGACAGGAUCCAAGAGGAAUUCAAGCAUGCCCAAACUCCAACCGGAGACAUCGACGUCUCGAGACUCGCUUCCCAGCCUCUCCUCAAUUCCGCCCUACACGAGACCUUGAGGCAUUACGUGGAUUCGUUGGUAACUCGUCAACUCCAAAAGGACAUGGUGGUCGAUGGGUAUCACUUGAAGAAAGGUGAUUUGAUCAUGGCCCCAAGUUCGCUCAGUCAGCAUGACCCUACCUUCUGGGAACAAGGCGAUGCACCUUCUGCGGACAACUGGUAUGCAGAACGGUUCUUGAGACGUGAUGAUGAAACAGGCAAAGAGUACUUCAGUACCUCUUGGGCAUCAGGCAAGUUCUUCCCUUUCGGCGGGGGAUCACAUGUAUGUCCUGGCCGAGUGUUUGCCAAACAAGAGAUGCUAGGGGCACUCGCAACCCUUUUCCAGAGAUUUGACAUAAAGUUUAUCGAAUAUGUGGACACCAACCGGAGCGGGAAUCGUGCCGAUUUGGGGAAAGCCGCAUCCGGAUUUCCAAAAGUGAAGCGACAAUAUGCUGGCAAUGGAACAUUGAAGAUGGAUGGAGACAUUCGAGUACAAAUAAGGAGAAAAUGA